AUGCCCUCUUCACCUCAUGCGCACCCAGCUCCAGCACCCAUCAUAGCUGCACCUGCUCCUAUCGAGGUCAACGUAGCGCCGAUAAAGGAGGAAGUGACAUCCGACACAACUGUUGCUGGCGAGUGUCCAGAUGGUGGGCUCGCCGCUUGGUUGCAAGUGCUGGGAUCCUUCUUCCUCAUCUUCAGUACUUGGGGUAUCUUCAACUCCUUUGGCGCCUUCCAGACGUAUUACGAAGAUCAGGGGCUGAAUACAGCGUCUGCCAUCAGCUGGGUGGGCUCCGUGCAAGGCUGUAUCCUUCUAUUCGCUGGAGCAAUUACAGGUCCUAUUUUUGAUAUGGGCUACUUACACUCGCUCGUUGCGACGGGUACCAUACUCGUCGUACUCGGUAUGAUGAUGACCAGCCUAUCCACGAAGUACUACGAGGUCAUCCUGGCGCAAGGUGUAUGCGUUGGGCUCGGAGCAGGUUGUUUGUUCAUCCCUGGGCUCGCCAUUGUCUCCACGUACUUCCAGAAGAGACGCGCAGCGGCCCUAGGCUUUGCCAUCUCGGGCAGUUCAAUUGGCGGUGUGGUCUACUCUACGGUCUUUCGGCAGCUCUUGGAACAGGUUGGCUUUGGGUGGACGACUCGGGUGAUGGGUUUUAUAGCCCUUGCGACCUUAUCGACGAGUCUCGCUGUGAUGCGCCGUAGGGUGACGACGACGCAUACUCGACGCAAGCUCUUCGAAGCACAGGCAUGGAAGGAGCUUCCCUAUACACUGUUUUGUAUAGGGAACUUCCUGAGCUUCGUCGGCGCAUAUAUUCCCUUCUUUUUCCUCCCAGCGUAUGCUUCGGCCCACACCAACGCUUCGCCCACCCUUGCCUUCUACACUCUCGGCAUCCUGAACGGCGCAAGCACAGUCGGCAGAGUCGUCCCCAACUUCUUCGCCGACAAGACUGGGCCACUGAACAUGCUCAUCCCAUGCGCGUUCAUCACCUCCAUACUCGCCUUCUGCUGGAUCCCUGUCAACUCUGUCGGCAGUCUCAUCACCUUUGCGGUGCUCUACGGCGUCUUCUCAGGCGCUCUGUUGGCUCUCGCACCUCCGAGCCUCGCGAGUCUGACUAGCGACGUCAGCCGCGUCGGGACGAGGAUGGGCAUGGCAUUCGCGUUGGGCGGUGUCGGCCUGCUCAUCGGCAACCCUGUCGCCGGUGCGCUAGUGAACACGGAAACGGGCAACUAUGUGCGCGCGCAGGUGUUCAACGGCGCUAUCGUGAUGGGCGCAGCGAUCUUCAUGGGUCUGGCGCGGGUUGCUGUGGUCGGAUUCCGUUGGGUUAAGGUGUGA
This is a messenger RNA of Peniophora sp. CBMAI 1063, 1317 nucleotides long. Lineage: Eukaryota; Fungi; Basidiomycota; Agaricomycetes; Russulales; Peniophoraceae. The record is from the annotation of a GenBank genome assembly.